Messenger RNA from Aptenodytes forsteri (emperor penguin), 1042 nucleotides. RefSeq names its product tetraspanin 15 (gene TSPAN15). The coding region runs from base 35 to 898 and encodes 287 amino acids. The transcript has 9 exons. Gene Ontology annotation, cellular component: membrane. The record is from RefSeq and is a predicted model, not a curated record. NCBI's taxonomy places the organism in Eukaryota, Metazoa, Chordata, Aves, Sphenisciformes, Spheniscidae.
GCUCUCUGGUUUUAAGUUCCCUGUGUAAAAAUGCAUGGCUGUUGGGAGGGAGCUCUGCCCGGCUGCUGCUGCAGGACAGAGGGUGGCUGCAUGGACAGACAGCACCGUGAUUGGAGCCCUUGUCCUCGCGGUUGGGAUUUAUGCAGAAGUUGAAAGACAGAAGUACAAAACUCUAGAAAGUGCCUUUCUAGCCCCAGCAAUUAUUUUAAUACUUUUGGGCAUUAUAAUGUUCCUCGUAUCUUUUGUGGGUGUACUGGCUUCUUUAAGAGAUAAUUUAUGCCUUCUUCAAGCCUUCAUGUACAUUCUUGGUAUCUGCUUGCUGAUUGAGCUGACUGGUGGAGUGGUGGCCCUGAUCUUCAGAAACCAGACAAUCAACUUUUUGAAUGAUAAUAUAAGAAGAGGAAUUGAGAAUUACUAUGAUGACUUAGACUUCAAGAACAUCAUGGAUUCUGUACAAAAGCAGUUUAAGUGCUGUGGUGGGGAAGAUUAUAAAGAUUGGUCACAAAACGUGUACCAUGACUGUGCGGCGCCAGGACCACUGGCCUGUGGGGUGCCAUACACUUGCUGCGUCACAAAUAAGACAGACACUAUCAACACUAUGUGCGGAUACAAAACCAUUGACAAAGAGCGCUUGAGUGUUCAGCAUGUUAUAUAUGUCCGUGGGUGCACGAAUGCAGUGCUUAUUUGGUUUUUGGACAACUACAGCAUCAUGGCCGGCGUGCUGCUCGGCAUAUUACUACCCCAGUUCCUGGGAGUGUUGUUAUCCUUGCUUUACAUAACUCGGGUGGAAGAUAUCAUCACCGAGCACAAGCUGAGCGAAAGACUGUUUGAAGAAGCACAGCAGAGAUCUGCCUCCGAGUUUGCCGGAGCCGGCUGCUGCAUGUGUUACCCGGGGUGACUUUGGAAACCUCAAAUAUAGUUAAAAAAAAAAAGCAAAUCCACCUGUUCUGGUUUGUGGUGGCUUCUGCGGCUAUUACAGACUGCGGGUGUAAUGAAUCGGCCAGCAGACCGGCGGCGGGGCGGCGGCGGGGCGGUACCGCCC